This is a messenger RNA of Amyelois transitella, 1537 nucleotides long. RefSeq names its product V-type proton ATPase subunit E (gene Vha26). Gene Ontology annotation, biological process: proton transmembrane transport. Gene Ontology annotation, molecular function: proton-transporting ATPase activity, rotational mechanism. The transcript has 5 exons. Bases 139 to 816 code for a protein of 225 amino acids. Gene Ontology annotation, cellular component: proton-transporting two-sector ATPase complex, catalytic domain. Lineage: Eukaryota; Metazoa; Arthropoda; Insecta; Lepidoptera; Pyralidae. The record is from RefSeq and is a predicted model, not a curated record.
AACACUGCAAUCAUAUGAUUGUUCAAUGAAGAAGCACGUCUGAUAGGCGUCGUCUUACUUCUUCUAGCCAGAUUUUAAUUUUCUGGCUCUGUGUCAGUUGUUUUUUGUGUAAGUGGUGUUAAAUAAUAACCAUCAGCCAUGGCGCUCAGCGAUGCAGAUGUUCAAAAACAGAUCAAACAUAUGAUGGCCUUCAUCGAACAAGAGGCCAAUGAAAAAGCUGAAGAAAUCGAUGCAAAGGCUGAGGAGGAGUUCAAUAUCGAAAAGGGCCGGCUGGUUCAACAGCAACGGCUCAAGAUCAUGGAAUACUAUGAGAAAAAAGAGAAACAAGUUGAACUCCAGAAAAAGAUUCAAUCAUCGAACAUGCUGAACCAAGCUCGUCUGAAGGUGCUCAAAGUGCGUGAAGACCACGUGCGCAACGUGCUGGACGAGGCCCGCAAGCGCCUGGCUGAGGUGCCCAAGGACACCAAGCUGUAUUCAGAUCUGCUUGUCACACUCAUGGUGCAAGCUUUAUUCCAGCUCAUAGAGCCGACAGUGACCAUCCGAGUCCGACAAGCGGACAAAGCCCUGGUGGAGUCGCUGUUGUCCCGCGCCCAGCAAGACUACAAGGCCAAGAUCAAGAAGGACGUCCAGCUCAAAGUGGACACCAGCUACCUGCCCGCCGACUGCUGUGGCGGCAUCGAGCUCAUCGCUGCCAAGGGACGCAUCAAGAUCGACAACACCCUGGAGGCGCGCCUCGAGCUGAUCGCGCAGCAGCUGCUGCCGGAGAUCCGCACGGCUCUGUUCGGGCGCAACCCCAACCGCAAGUUCACUGACUAAACUGUACACCCUUCCCCUACACACUUGUUGCUACUAACAAUAUUUAAAAUUUCGUAAUACUGUAGAGAUAUGAUAAUACUAUAAGUGUUUUCCUUUGCCUAAUUAAUUAUAAUAAUGCGUACAAUUUAUCGCUAUUUAGAAUGUAUAACUGUUCUGAAUUCGCCAUUAAACAUCAUGUGAGCAUCUGGCGCGAACACAUCUAUAUUUUAUAAACUCUAACUGUAAGUUAGUUUCGCCAGCUGAAGUGACCGUAACCCCGAACGUAUUUUAUUAUAACAAUUCAUUCGUAUAACUUAGACGUAGAUGUAGUGUUGGAAACAAUUAAUGUUACCAUUUUAUUAGGUACAAUAUGCGAUAGUGAACUCUGUUAAUAGUGUGUUAUUGCCCAGUGUACGGCGACGGUGGUAUAUAUCAAAAUGUAAUUAAUCAAGAUCGUUGUUUUCGCUUCAUGUUAUUCGCUGACUAGGAAUAUUGGUGGGUAGUAAGGUUUCUUCGUGACGGCAGCAUCCCACGCUAUGUUCACUCAAAUGAUCAUUUGACUGGGCGCAGUGUGGUGUCACAAAGAACUCCUACAAUCGACCACGUUUUCCAUCUUUCCUGGCAAUGUAACUGGCUUGCUUCUAUAAAUUAUAUUAAAGGGCACUAUAGCUCUAACUAGGAUACAUGUAUUUCCAUUAUAGCACUGUUAAAUUUCUUAUGUAAAUAUAUAGAUGUGUUGAAA